AAAUUUAUGAGUGGCAUGCUGUACCAUGGAAAUCAAGGAGAUGCGCGAACUUGGACCAAAAUACUGUUUAUAUCACAAGUAUUCUGUCUUUUCCGCAUUCGUCUCUUCAAAAAGAAAUGUAUGAAACGCCUUUCCUUGAGAUUUAGAAAGUAGAAUAAAACUAGUCCUCGGUCUUUUCUGAAAUUUUACAAAGUGCAUAAAUCGACUCGAGGUGAAAUCGUUAUAGCGCCCCCUUUUGACCUACGGCUUCGAUCGAAAAAGUGAAAGCUGAAGCUGACGGAAUGUCGUCUGCUAGUGCAUAGUGCUAGUCGUGAAAAUUCGUGGAGCAAGACGACCACGCAAAUCGAGGAUGCUAAAUUGAGUUCGAAAUUCGAAUGUUUUUCGCCACUUUUUGGGCAAGGUUCUGACUGUAGCUGGACACAAUAAACAGAAUUUUAAGCUCGGCAUAACAUCAUUCAUUCCCUCCGCUGCAUCGCAGACUGUGUGUAUAUUCCCGACACAGAAUGACGUCUUCCAGCUGUGACCGCACAACUCCCCUAAGUAACCAACCAACGCAGUCAGAAAGCAAUCAGUGAAUAGUUUGAGGGAACACAGGAGACAAGUUUUGUUUCAACCGGAGACUGAACAAAAUUUUGCAAGAAUGAUGGCGGUUUAUAGAAGGGACGUCAUUGCAGAAUUCCUGCUGUGCGUUGUCGUACUGCUGUGGCAGAUAACCCAACAUCAUUGUGGAGCAUCAGGAUCUUCACACAACAUAUACAGACGACAAGCAGUCGAUUUUGACGAUCUGGACUGCCUCAGAAACGACAACACAACUUCAAACAUCAUCUCAUUCAGCAUCCGGGAGGAUGCGCUACCAUGGGAUAGAAUAGGCGUCUUGCCCUUGAAAGGACAACCGGCGGGCGAGAAUAGAACCAUCAGUCUCACCAUCACGCAAAGUGAGCAGUCGCAGUUUGUGUUCCUCAACGUCUCCGAGAAAACUCUUUUAUUAGCGCAGCCGGUAGAUCCAGAUAUGGAAAAUCAACCAACGAGGCUGAACCUUGAACUUACAUGCAACGCCUUAAAUUUGCCAUUUCCGUUUCAUAGCGAUUACCGGAUCAGCAUCAAUAUAUUAAACAUCAACGACAACUGGCCAAUGUUUGUGGGUCUACCCUACCAAACCAACCUGUCAGAGCUAACGCUAGUGGACUCGAUCAUCUUCAACGGCAUCAGUGCUGUGGACAUGGAUGGUUUGAACAGUAACGGUCAGGUCAUAUACAGUGUGGAAUACAACCCAGCUGAUCCGGAUGCGAGUAGUUAUUUCACGAUAAAAAACGGCGGACGAGGUGAAGUCUGGCUCUUACAGCCUCUUGACUACGAGACCAAACGGACGUGGGAUGUUCUCAUUAGUGCCAGGGAUAACGGAGAGCAGCCCCUAUCCAACACUACGAUCCUGCGGAUUAAUGUCAUCGAUGGAGAGGACCUCCCACCACAGUUCCUGCCCUGUAACUUCACCGGAGGAAACUGCGAGCCGGUCACCUACUCCACAACCAUCCUAGAAAAAACAAAUGUGACCGGUCCCUUAGUCUUUGAGCCUGGUCCAAUCAGCGCCAUUGAUGCAGACCUAGACGUGUCUACAGAUGGACCGAUACACUACAGUUUAUCUGCAGGGUUUCCUCCAGAGUAUAUCAACUACUUCCGUAUGGACCCAGACACUGGGGAGGUGUACCUACUGCAGCCUGUCAACAGGGCUGAUUUUAAAGAGUUCACCCUUGGAGUUAUGGCCACUGAGAGCGCGUCCGAGGGCGGUCUGCACGCCAUCACCUCGGCGAAGGUCACCGUCCAAGAAGUCAACGAGCACCGCCCAGUCUUCACCCAGGAUUCCUACCAGGGUUACGUCUACGAGAACUCGCGGGUCGGCACGCAAGUCAGCAUGUCCAAGGACUCCAUGGUUCCCCUCAAGCUGCACGCAACGGAUAUGGACGUGGAACCGGGUCGUCCCCUCAUGCUGAGCUAUUUCUUGUCCGACGCCACGGCACAUUUUAUCCUGGAGGCCGGGCCGGACGGCUCGUUUGCGUACAUCGUCGUCAGUAGCAACCAGCUGAAUCGGGAAGUGGUGAACAAUUACACCAUCAGGGCUCUCGCAGUAGAAAAUGACACCUUCGACAUGCUGCAAAGUCAGGAUGCGGUCAUUUCCAUCACGGUCCUAGACGUGAACGACAACGCUCCCGAGUUUGUUCCCAAUCGGUACAGCAGCGGUGACAACCGGUACAGCGCAACAGUGGAAGAGGACGCGGAGGCGGGCACUAUUAUCAUGACACUAUCGACAACAGAUAUGGACUCACCGCCACACGAACCGGUGGAGUUUGUCAUCAAGUACAUCAGCAACGACGGGAGGACCAAAUUUGGCCAAGCCCAGGCCACCAACAGCUCCGUCCACAUCAUUCUUGAGGAGAACGGAACCAUCUUAGAGGGGGAGGAGUACAGUAUAUCUAUGGAGGCCGUGGACGGGGGCCAGAGCCCUCAGCCCUUGGUGUCUGAGGUAGUGUACAUUGAGAUAACCGUUGUGCCGGCCAACGUCAGCCACGCGCCGAGCUUCGAGCAGUCCGUCUACGAGGCGUCGGCUAGCGAGGGUCUGCCCGUGGGGGCAUUUGUGACAACCGUCGUGGCUACAGACCAGGACGAAGAGGACACUGUAUACUACAACAUCACAGCUGGAAACAUUGACAAUGUCUUCACGGUUGACUCCACAAGUGGUGAGGUCAAAGUUGUUGGCACCCUCAACCGAGAGGACGUACCGAGCUAUGAGCUCACGAUACAGGCCAGCGACGGCUCACUCAGUUCUACUUGCACCUUGCUGAUUACCAUAUUGGACGUCAACGAUAACAACCCUGUAUUCAACUCAUCAUUGCCGACAAAUUUCUUAGUGUUGGAGGGCUUGAGGGAUGAGUUUGUCGGUCAAGUUAUGGCGUAUGACAUAGAUGAACCAGACACUCCAAACUCCGAGAUCCAGUACAGUCUCGUUUCCGAUACCUUCCGUAUCGACGCAGACAACGGCUCAAUCUACACAAUCGUUGCCCUGGACAGGGAACAGAAAGAUCGUUACGAGUUGGAAGUCAUCGCGACGGACCAGGCGGCGUCGCCGCGCAGCACCGCGCUGCAAGUUGUGGUUGUGGUUCAGGACGUGAACGACAACGGGCCGGUGUUCGAACGCAGCCAGUACUCCACCGAUGUCGUGGAGAACUACCUUGCUGAGGACUUUCUCAUCCUUCAGGCCCUUGACCGUGACGAGACAGCAGUCCUGGAGUACCUCAUCACCUCGGGCGACACGCAAAUCUUCAGUAUCGUCCCAGAGACGGGAAACAUGUCCCUCUUGAAGGAACUGGACUACGAGAAGAUGCAAUCUUACACGUUAGAGGUGACGGUACGAGACACGGAGAACGACGAGGCAACAAACGCCACCACUACCGUGACAGUCAACGUUCUUGAUGAGAACGACCAUGAUCCAGUCUUCGCAAUGAACUCCUACAAGGGCGCUGUUCUCAGGACAGCCGAUUUGGGAACCAUCGCGGCCAGCGGCAUCCGAGCAAUUGACGGCGAUUUUCCAAACACCACUAACAGUCAGGUGUUCUACAGCCUGACGCCAGCCAGUGUUUACUUCACCAUUCCCGACCCAUCAGAGGGCACGGUUGUCACCAAGACCAGCCUCCAAAAUGCUCCGGAUGAGCACAAUCUGACCAUUGUUGCCUAUGACAACGGUAAUCCGUCCCGGAGCCGGACGGCUUCUCUUGUCAUCCUAGUCCGGAUGGAGAGGCCGGUGUUCCCGCAAUCCGUCUACAUGGUCGAUGACCUCAAAGAGGAGGAGCCGCCGGGGACAAACGUCGUUGAGCUUCAGGCCUCGGCCAAUCAGGGCGAUCAGAUUGAGUAUGACAUCAUCGCCGGCGAUCCUGAUGGAAAGUUUGAGUUGGUGUCGCUGAACAACGUUGGCACAAUCAAAACGUUGCAGGUUCUUGACCGAGAGAACAUCAGUAGUUAUUCACUGAUGGUGCAAGCCAACGUGGUGGAAGCUACUACUUCAGGGGGAAAUGGUAGAAAGAGACGACAAACUGAUUCCAAUGUAGUAGAAGUUGUCAUAGACCUGGUGGACAUCAACGACAACGUGCCUACAUUUGGGAAGACGGCGUACUUUAUCGGCGUAUCGGACUCAGCAGGCAUCGGCACGCGAGUUAUUACCAUGACUGCAAUCGAUUUGGACAGCAAUAACAACAGCCUCAUAGACUAUUCGAUGACGGCUCGACCAACAUCCAACAGUGGCAAUCAGAUCGAUAAGCCAGCUGUCGAUAGCUUCUCCAUCGACACAUCAACAGGAGUUAUCAAGACGGCCAUCGCUGAAUUGGCCGCCGAGCCAAGAAUCUUCACCUACACUGUCCGUGGUCAGGAAAGAUUUGGGCCUCCGCAGAACGUUGCCAACACCAGUGUCAUGAUUUCUCUGAUCAACGAAGACAACCGUGCCGUCCUCGUCACCAAUAUUUCUCCCAGUCUCCUUGGCGAUAACCAGGCGCUCUUAGAGGCAGCCCUGGAGGAACUCCUCGGAGCCGAAGUCGUCAUCGAGGACGUUGGUGUCCGUCUCUAUGGCGACGACCUCGAGAAGAGCGACCCGUCAGGGUCGGAUGUCCAGUUUUACGCGAUCAACACGGAGACGGGGGAGCCGUUUACAACGGAUGAGCUCCUAGAACUCCUACAAGACGUCUCGAAACUGGAUGCUGUCCUUCAAGGCAUCUCUCCCGACGGACGGGUCAUUGAGGUCCGCAAACCUAGGACCGGCCGUCGCCCGGUCACUUCAGAUGCCGAGCCAACCGUGGAAGCAAUAGCCUUACUGUGCCUAGCCGUGGCAUUGUUUAUACUAUGCAUCUUGGCCAUUGCCGUAGUCGUCGUGUCCUGGAAAAAUGUCUACGUAGUUAACAGACCCCCGGAUUCCGGUGAUAAAAGUUGGUCUUUACGGAGACGUCCCACACAGAAAUCGUAUAGUUUGGUUCUUGGAUACAGACGUGAGAUGGAACGGGAGAAGCAGGCGCGACUCUACUUGCCCAUGUACAACACCUUCAACCCCUACUCCACAGCGGAGGACCACGAAAUUCCUGGGCCAUCAGUUCCUGACGGUCGGAUUUUCACGACACCGUCAGCAGCAAAUCCUGUUUAUUUUGACGACCACGCAAUUCAGGUCAACCCUAGAUCUGCAUGCGACAGUGAUACCUCCCCAAUCGUUGGUGCAGGGCUCGAUGAUUCGGACGGUAGACUAUUAUUUGAAGAGGGAGCGCCGUCAUUUUUGAAACCAAGAGAGACGCAGGAGCACACGAUUGAUUUCGAGAACGAGUUGUCGUCCGACGAUCUCGCGGAUGAGGCCACGGCCGCGGCCAAUAGCAUCGCAGCUGCCGUCCGGAACGGCGGCAGUCAGAAGUCGUCGCAGAGGUCACGGAAUAGAAGCAGCAGGUCUGGUUCGCAUAGUAAGACUCCGUCCAGCAGCGGUCCGCCGAGUUACUCAAGCAGCGGCACCAUCACAAAAGACGAAACCUCCCCUAACGAAUCGUCCAAGAUCCACCAAGUCUCCACCAUCCCCUAUCGCCAUGGCGAGGCCACGCCCCGGGAGCCCAUCCGACCCCCGCCGCUCUUUGACCCCAGACCCACGCCGACCUCUGACCCCAGGUCGCCGUUUGAGUCGGGGAGUUACGACAACCUGGGGGCGGACUUAGGGGACGGCUUCAGCCCGACGGGCAGUCCGGUGUCCGCCGCCCGGACCGACUCGUCGUUGUCCACUCACAAGGACGACCUCGCGGGACCUAGCGGCAGCAGAAGUACACCAUGGGAGCCGUCCAAUCAGAAACACUCCCACGUCGCUCUGGACGACUACCAGGUCAAACUGGUCCACAUGGAGAACAGACAAUCCUCGCAAAAACAACCCAAAACUUCCUCCAGCAAGGAAACGACGACAAAAUCCAACGCACCGACUAGGAAAGGAUCGCGGAAGAAACACAAGCGCGCCGGGCGCCCUCACAGACAUCGCGAGAACAGGAGCUCGUCGACCAGCUCCGACGAAGGCAUGAAUAGGGCGUUGUCGGACAGCAGCGGCAAAAUGCAUUCGUCGUCCGGUAGACCGAAAGGAUCUUCGAGCCGGUCUCGGAAGCGUCGGGCGUCGGACCAAGACAGCAAUAUCAGCUUCGGUGUCGCGGAGGGCAAAAAAUACCCUAGCGACAGCCGUGAUCACAACGAAAACGAGAUGGCACAGACAAAUCCAGAUUUACUGAAACCGAUCUACCAGUACACACAGCCGCCGUGGAAUGAGAGGGACAUCAUGAAUACGGUUUUGUAACGCGCGUUAUGAUUGGUUCAGAGCUCGGUCAGGCCUUGAUACGUGCGUUGUGAUUGGUUCAGAGUUUUUUCACGCCUUGCUGCAAUAGGCCAAUCAAUUCUGUUGGUCAAAACGGGACGGCCGUUGUGAUUGGUCGAUUCAAUUAAGACAAAUCCUGCCCUUCGAGUUAUAUGAAUGAAAUAACAGUUUUGAGGUUUGGAGUUCAGUUGUUUCCCAGAAUGACGUGGGAGAUGUUUUGCUAUAUUUUGAGACCAAAACAAUUUCAGACAACGAAGAUUUUAGUUGAAAUUUCCAAAGUAAAUUUUAGAUAUCAAUUUCAAAUGGUAAAAUGUCCCAUUUUAGUUUCAAUAUAAUGAUUUGCCCCUUAUAGAAUUGAAAUUCUAAAAGGGGAAAAAAAUAUGAGUGACAAAAGCGAACAAAAAAUUGCUACGGUAACUUCAGUGAGCAAAUUUAAGCACUUUUGUGAUAUCGACUUUAAAGCUGCCUACAUUUUAAUCAAGAAAUUUUAAUCAAGUCUAUUCACCUAAUUACGCUGAUUUUAAAACAAAUGAUUGUGUAAUUCACAAUUCAUGUACUUAAAUUACACUGUACUCUAUAUUAUAUUUUCAAAUACUUGUACAAGAUUAACAACUCAAAAACUUUUUGAUUUUUGUUUCUACCACGCAUGCAUUUUAAUCCUUCAAUUUUAUAUCACAAAGAUUUGUAUUAAUUAGUGCCUAAAAAUAGCGUGAUUUUAUAAAUAUCAAUAUUUCAGCUCCAUAUUAUCUCACAAAAUUGUACAAACUAUAUAAUGAUAAAACAUUGCUGUAUAGUAAGUUUAUAUACAUUUGUAGUAACUUAUAUAGAGCAGAACACUCAAGAUAGGGGCUAUAAUGGUUUUAAUUGGUGUGCGAAUUGAAAAAAAAAUUGAAAUAUUGAUUUAUUUAAUGGUAAGUUUGCACUUGCAGGCUUGGAUUUAACAAAAAAAAUAUAUAUAAUCACAAAUAUUAAGAGAGGCAGUAUUUUUCAGAAAGUAUUAUAUAAAUACCACGCGUGCCUUUUUGGAUUGUUUUGAGGAACAUUUGGACGGGUAGUACUAGCAGGUAGGAGACCCACUGUGGGGGUUGGUGUCUAUAUUAGCCCCAUCAAUGUGUCUCAAAUAUACUGGAUUUUCUCCAAAUUUUCCUGAAAAGUUGUGUUUCCUGAAUUCGAAAUAAAGACUGUUUUUUUCACUUUAUAUUCGCUAUUGAAGCUACUACGUGUAAAAAAAAAAGUCCUACUUUUGAUCGUAAAUAACUCUGUUGUUUAUCAAUGGAAUUAAACCAAAAUUUCAGAUCAUGUAAACAAGCAUUACAAAUUUCAUGGAGCGAGUUUCAUCAGCUUUGUGCAAGAGGGUCAGAUUUAAACGCCGUGGAAGGAAAAAGUCACUUUUUGUCGAUACAGCGAUGAGAUAGUGGCGGAAGGCGCGUGCUGUGGCCAAAAGCUUCGAGAGGAAUGCAGGAUCACCCCUGAUGUCAUUGCACACCUCCACAAUCAUGUGUUGCACCAAACGAUCGGGGAAUGACAUAUAAGGGACGAUCCCGCAUUCCUUCAGAAGCUUUCGGCCGCAGUAAACAGUUAAGUAGCUUCCGAAGCACACAUCGCUGUCCAGGAAGUCCAGUAUAAAAGACAUAUUAAUGGGGCUUUAUCUACAUAUGAAGUCGCCAUGAUAUUUUUUUUUUCGUAUUUUUUAAGCAAAUGUCAGGGUUUUUAAGGUCAGACUUUUUUGCAAAACAUACUUUGGAGGCUGAUUCUUAUUGUAAAUUAUACUCAUGAACAGUAAGUGUUAAGCACACAAAAUGCACAAUUUCAAGUGACGGGACUGACUUUUUGACUCGCAGAUUUCGGGAUAGAGGCUGAAUAUGUCCGAAUUUCUUUCCAGGUACCUGAUCAUCGCAUGUAUGUGCUGCGAUCCAGCUGCACUAUGUGUUUAUAAUGUCAAACGUUUUUAUCACUUUUUCUUAAACAGCGCAGGAUUUUGCUAGCUCUUUUCUAGUGUACUUUACAAACAGGGUUAAAAGCAAAGCUGCAUGUUUUUCAUUAUUUUGUUCAUAUGCUGGCAUAUGUCCUUUGCUUUGAUCACUUGGGUAGAGAAAUAUUUUAGUCAAUUAACUUCAUUUCUUGUGGUAUGUUGUUUUCCUAGUUAAACUAGU
This is a messenger RNA of Patiria miniata (bat star), 8514 nucleotides long. RefSeq names its product protocadherin-15-like (gene pcdh15). The coding region runs from base 641 to 6343 and encodes 1900 amino acids. Gene Ontology annotation, biological process: homophilic cell-cell adhesion. Gene Ontology annotation, molecular function: calcium ion binding. Gene Ontology annotation, cellular component: cell-cell junction; plasma membrane. Lineage: Eukaryota; Metazoa; Echinodermata; Asteroidea; Valvatida; Asterinidae. The record is from RefSeq and is a predicted model, not a curated record. The transcript is spliced from 41 exons.